Hyaena hyaena (striped hyena) is the source of this 2897-nucleotide messenger RNA. RefSeq names its product coiled-coil domain containing 14 (gene CCDC14). Gene Ontology annotation, cellular component: centriolar satellite. The coding region runs from base 72 to 2750 and encodes 892 amino acids. The record is from RefSeq and is a predicted model, not a curated record. NCBI's taxonomy places the organism in Eukaryota, Metazoa, Chordata, Mammalia, Carnivora, Hyaenidae. Gene Ontology annotation, biological process: protein localization to centrosome. The transcript is spliced from 13 exons.
CACGGCGGUUAAUUUCUUUUUAUCGUUUAGCCGUACGUUCCUCCGUCCGGGCUUCUCUGAGGCUGCGAGAGAUGGUCAGGUCCGGAUCUCGAUCGGGCCAGGUGGUAUCUUCAGCAAAACACAUUGGGCCUGCUAAGUUGACAAAUGGAAAGAAAGGGACCCAUUUAAGAAAGAUAUCACGUUUUAAUGCAGAUUCUGGCUAUCCUAUCCAUUCUGACUCAGAAAGUCAGACUGAAACUGUACAAGGGCUUGAUGGUUGUGCUUCUUUGCUGCGGGACAUUUUAAGAAAUGAAGAUUCAGGUUCAGAAAUAACAUAUUCAGAAAAUAGAUAUAAUCCCAGAUCUUUAGAAGGCAAAAGAUUUGGAUCUAAAAAGAAAGGACAUGAAAAACCUGUUCCUUCAGGAAUCUGGAAAGAAAUUUUAUCUUCAGAUAAUAAGAAAUGUAUAUCUAAUGAAACUUCUACUGGAAGUGAGAGAGACUCAUCAAAUAUACCACAGAAUUGGUCAUUUCGGGAUCAUUAUAGAAUGUAUUCACCGAUAAUAUACCAAGCCCUCUGUGAGCAUGUGCAGACUCAGAUGUCAGUGAUGAAUAACUCGGCUUCAAAGAACAACCCUGAGGGAAUUCCUGCUGUACGUUGCCAUACCAUGUCUGGUUCUGAGUCUCAGGGAACUCCGUAUUCUAGUUAUGGCUUAUCGACCUCCACCCCAGUCCAGUUACUUCAGUAUCCAUCCUGCCUUCCAAUGGUUCAUUCUGAAGUUCAGACUGAUGGUGACAACCAGUUUGCAUCGCAAGGUAAAACUGUUUCUAUGAACUGUGCUGAUGUUCUACGGAAUUCCCUCCAUACUGGUCUUGGAGUUCCACGCAACCUGCCCAAAAGUGACAGACCAGCUAUUGCACGCCUCCAGCAGCCGGGUCUCGUUAAUGGGGUUCUGCCACAACACGAAGUUCCUAAGGAGCCAGACUUAGUAAAGUGUUUUCAAACAUAUAUGAAUCUAUUGCAUUCUCAUCCAGACAGUCCCACUCUGUUACCACCAGCUUUCCUGUCCAGUAAUGAAGAGAGAUGUGGCAAUGAACACAUUGGAGAAGUCCCAAGUGAAGGAAAGGAUUUAAACAUACAUGUGCGAGAUUCAAGAAUAAAGGAUGUACAGAAGGCAAAAAAUGUGAACCAGAGUGCCGAAAAAGCCAGAACCGUGAAGUAUUUGUUGGGAGAGCUCAAGGCCCUGGUAGCAGAGCAAGAGGAUUCAGAAAUUCAGAGAUUGAUUACAGAAUUGGAGAUGUGUAUAUCUCUGCUUCCAGCAAUAAGUGGAAAUGCAAACAUUCAAGUUGAAAUGGCACUGGCCAUGCAACCGCUAAGAAGUGAAAAUGCUCAGUUACGCAGGCAACUGAGAAUUUUGAACCGGCAACUUAGAGAACAAGAAAAAACUCAAAAGGCACCUGUUUCUCUGGAAUGCAACCUUGAAUUGUUUUCUCUUCAGUCAUUGAACAAGUCCCUGCAAAACCAAUUACAGGAGUCACUGAAGAGCCAGGAAUUACUACAGAGUAAAAAUGAAGAACUUUUAAAAGUCAUUGAAAAUCAGAAAGAUGAAAACAAAAAAUUUGCUGGCAUAUUCAAAGAGAAAGAGCAAACUUUACUUGAAAAUAAACAACAAUUUGACAUUGAGACAACAAGAAUAAAAAUUGAAUUGGAGGAAGCCUUAGUCAAUGUGAAAAGCUCCCGGUUUAAGUUAGAAGCUGCUGAAAAGGAAAAUCAAAUAUUGGGAAUAACAUUACGUCAGCGUGACGCUGAGGUGACCCGACUGAGAGAAUUAACAAGAACUUUACAGAGCAGUAUGGCAAAGCUUCUCUCAGAUCUUAGUAUGGACAGUGCCCGCUGCAAGUCUGGAAAUAAUCUUACCAAAUCACUUUUGAACAUUUAUGAAAAACAACCCAAGUGUGACCCAAUCCCAGCUCACACUUCCAUAAUGAGCUACCUAAAAAAGUUAGAAACAGACCACGCUUUUACACAUUCAGAGCCACUUUCUACAGUUAACAAUGAGGAGAACAUAGAGCCAGGUAGACCUUAUGAAAAUGAUUUGCCCUCCAAAAGCCCUCAGCAUGGUAACACAAGGAACAAGGAGGAAGUGUCAGCCCCUGGGAUCAUUCCUACCCUUUCAAAACAGGAUUCUGAUGAGGAGAGCGAAGUUACAACUUUAAUAGACGAUGAGUGUAAUUUGGAUAAUACAAUUUACAUUCCAUUUGCUAGAAGCACUUCUAAAAAGAAAUCGCCAUUAUCUAAGAGAUUAUCCCCACAGCCACAGAUCACUGUGGCUUCACCACAGCUGGUCAGCAACAGUGGACUUGUCUCUGAAAAAGACAAUAAAUCGUGUGCACCCAGAGUUUGUUUCUCUUCCAAAAAGGAAGCAGAAGAGACACCUGAGAAACUUUCUAGAAGAGCUGACAUGGAAGACAAGCAGCUCCUCAAGAAAAUCAAGGAAGCCAUCUGUAAGAUCCCUGCCACCCCCGAGGAGCCACCAGAGCUGGCGGCGUGUCCCGGCCCCUCUGCUUGUCAGAGCGGCGGCAUUCAAGUGAAAGGCAGUGCUGUUUGUGAUGGUAGCUUUUUAAAUUCUGACUUGACGUCUGACUGGAGCAUCUCCUCUCUUUCAACGUUCACUUCUCGAGAUGAGCAGGACUUCCGAAAUGGCCUUGCAGCACUGGAUGCCAAUAUCGCUAGACUCCAGAAGUCCUUAAGGACUGGACUUCUGGAGAAAUGAACUCAGAAGAAAAGGGAUUGAGUACCUCUGUUUAAGAAUAGAACUUGGCUACCUUGAAUGUAUAUUUUAAAUUUCUUUAGAGAAAUGAUUUAUAUUAAUUAUGUAUUAUAAUUAAUUGUAUGAAUAAUAAAUUUACUUUGGAAUAUA